Drosophila grimshawi is the source of this 1998-nucleotide messenger RNA. RefSeq lists its product as uncharacterized. Lineage: Eukaryota; Metazoa; Arthropoda; Insecta; Diptera; Drosophilidae. The record is from RefSeq and is a predicted model, not a curated record. The transcript has 7 exons. Bases 942 to 1886 code for a protein of 314 amino acids.
AGUGAGUGUCGACUCGAAGUCUGAUAGUCUCAUAUUGCGGCGAGUGUUAAUCCUUUGCUGCGAGCAGGUGGGCAGUUACCGGCCCAAUGAACCGUGGCAGAGGCAUUGAACUGUGGCGCGCCUUGACUGGACAUGAGACAUGGACCGGCACACGGACAGAGACAGACAGAAUAACUAUGUUAAGAACAUGCUGGCAAUCCGCAUGACGUAUACGCCCCGGGGAUUGCAAGUGCAACAAUCAGCUUCGUGCUUUACAUGUCUUGCGUGUCUGUCUAGACUUUAAGCCAAUGCUAAAUCGGAUCGUUGCCAAUGUCUGUAAGUCGACGAGAUGGAUAUAAAUUCUGAGAGAUAGCAGCAGCAGAAGCAACAUCUACCAUAACAACAACAACAACAACAUUAGCAACAGCAUACAGCGAUAAAUCUUUUGCUUGGAUUUUGGCAGUAAGCCGCCGAGAAGUUACCUUUGUGAGGAAGUAUGCCAAAUGCAGGCCAACAAACUUAUUUUGAUAAACUUUCACUGAAAUUUACUGCUGGCAAAAUAGAAAAUCUUAAAGACCAAGCAAAUGUUUAUAGGAAUUCCAACAACUGCAACUGAGAGAAUAAAGCAAGCCAUAAAUAUUAUCAACAGCAUAAAUUUGACAAGACAAACUAACCAAAAUAGACUAAAACCAUAAAAAAAAAGUACAAAAUAAUACCAAAACAGCGGGUGAACCGGCGAAUUUAGCAGCAGGCAAACUGGCAGGCAACUGCUGCACUUCCUGCUACUGUACAACUGGUGCGUCUUCUUUGUGGCAGGCGCGAAUUUCCGUUCCUUAUCGCGGCAAUGUAAACGCGUUUCCGCCUUAUGCUCGCACGCCCCAUCGUCAACAGCAGCAGCUUAAGACAAUAUUAAACAGUUAGCUUGUGCAGCAUAACCAUAGAAAUUUAAAACGGUUUUAAAAAUGUGCAACCCGCCAGCAACACAGACCACAGCACUGGCAACGCAAACGCAUCUGCUGCUGCUACGGCUCCUCAGCUCCCAGCUCUUGAUCGUGAGCAUCCUAAAUGCCAUUCAGCCCAUUGGGGCCCUGCAUUUAUCGAGCCUCUCCGUCCCGCGCAUUAUCGAUGUCACACAAAAGGCCAAACUGUUCUGCGGCUAUGAGAUGGGCAAUCGGACACUCAACUCAGUCAAAUGGUACAAGGAUGGAAUGGAGUUUUUCAGAUAUUCGCCGCUAACGCCGCCGACAACAAAUUGGUUUCCCGUCAAAGGUGUCACCAUUGCCGAAGGCUCGUCGCAUUGCAAUCAAUUCAUCUGCAACGUGGAGCUGGAGAAGCUGAAUGUGCACUCAUCGGGCCAAUACCGCUGCGAGGUGUCCGGCGAUGCGCCCGAGUUCAAGCUGAUCGAUAAAGCAGCCAAUAUGACCGUUGGCGUACUGCCAAAAUUCGAUCCAUUCAUCACUGGAAUUCGACAUGCAUAUAAAUAUCGCGAUACGCUGCUUGCCAACUGCAGUUCAGAAUGGUCGAGUCCUGCGGCGAGGCUGACGUGGUACGUCAACAAUAAAACGGCACCGCUGACCAGCCUUCAACCGCAAAUCAAUGAAAUCACACGCAACAUCGAAGGAUUUCCGCUAUAUGCCAGCAAUCUGCAGCUGCGCCUCCACAUCGAUGACCAGCGAUUCAUUAGCAAAAGCGAGGUGCUCGAGCUACGUUGCAGCUCUGAUAUCAUGGGCCUGACGCACUUGCGGCGCACAAGCUGGAUGCGUACCACAAUACUGGCGCUCAAGGAUAGCGGCUACAAUCAGCGACUGACCGAGAAUGGCAACUGUGCCAGCGCCCGAGCAGCCACAUUGGGCUUCUGGCUGGUGUGCAUCACAAUCUUCCUGCGCUGGCACUGCACUCUGAGUUAGUAGCUGUCCCUGUUGGUGGCCUUCAUUUUAGCCUAAUUUCUAAGCCAAAACGAUGAGCUGUUUUAGUUUUCAGCACCCGAACUUCGCCACGAAUCAAAAGUUAACAAGCUAA